AUGGAGAAUUUCAGCUAUCCCGUUUCAAGAAUCGGUUGUGACGACAAGAUCAUGCAGACUCGACGUCAAUUAGAUGAGGUUAUGGACAUGAUGCGAUCAAAUAUUGAAAAAUUGUCGGAAAGAAGUGAAAGGCUUGAAGAUCUUGCUAGCCGUGCACAAGUCCUGGAUAUGUCGUCACAAGAAUUUCAACGUUGUGCCGGUGAAGUACGCCGUAAGAAGAUGUGGAAGGCCUAUGCAACAAAAAUAGUAGCUAUGGCGAUCGUUGGCAUCACUGUUAUUUCUACCAUUGGCUACUUCGCCAUUUGAAUCCGCACAUUAUGUCCUCUGCUCUAAUUCUAUGUCUAUGUAUGUUCGCUAUGAACGAGCACGACAUAUGCGGUACAACAGUAC
Molecule: messenger RNA, 390 nt
Organism: Cylicocyclus nassatus
Lineage: Eukaryota; Metazoa; Nematoda; Chromadorea; Rhabditida; Strongylidae
Source: the annotation of a GenBank genome assembly